Messenger RNA from Penicillium mononematosum, 2505 nucleotides. Its product is annotated as class I SAM-dependent methyltransferase. The transcript has 3 exons. The coding region runs from base 1 to 2505 and encodes 834 amino acids. The record is from RefSeq and is a predicted model, not a curated record. Lineage: Eukaryota; Fungi; Ascomycota; Eurotiomycetes; Eurotiales; Aspergillaceae.
AUGGCUUCUCCUGGUGGUAACAUGUUUCCCCUUGAUCUUGACUUCAGAACAAUAUUAGCUGGAUUCAGCGCAGUAGCCCUCGGUGGCUUGCUGAUAUCCAAGUUUCGGACCAAAUAUCGACUGAAGAAUGGCGAGGUCCAGAGUCUUCUCAAGUCGUUUUUGGUUUUCUUCUAUGCCUGCUUUAUGAAGCCGCAUAGUGGCAACAAGAAAGGCACCCAGCAGGAUGCCCUAGAGAGUUUCUACAAGACGCAAGCCGGCGCUUACGAUGCAACCAGAAAGACUCUCCUCCAAGGCAGGGAAGAAAUGCUCGCGUUAGUUGCGGCACAACUAAAAGCUAAGGCUAAAAGCCACAAGCAAGAGGACAUAAUCUGGGUUGACAUUGGCGGCGGAACGGGGUGGAAUAUUGAGGCCAUGUCCGUCUUUGUUAAUGUCCCUGAGUUUUUCUCGAGUAUUUAUCUUGUUGAUUUCUCACCGUCCCUCUGCGAAGUUGCACGACAACGCUUCCGACGUCUUGGCUGGAAGAAUGUCAUCGUUGUUUGCGAGGACGCGGCCAGAUUUCGUCUCGAGAAUUAUGAAAAUGGCCUUCCUGGCAGUUAUACGCCCACUUUGGGUGAUUCCCACCACAACCACACCAAGCAUGGGUGUGUGGAUCUUGUCACCAUGUCCUAUAGUUUGUCCAUGAUGCCUGACUACUACUCCGUCAUUGAGUCGCUGACUUCGCUCAUCUCUCCCGACGGUCUAAUAGGUGUCGUCGACUUCUAUGUCCAGUCCAAAGUAGACUUCGCUUUUAGAAACUACACUGGUGGUUCUCUCGGACGUCAUGUGAAUUGGUUCCUGAGGUCCUUCUGGCGCGCGUGGUUCGACCUCGACCGGGUAGGUCUCGAGGGUAGUCGCCGAGACUAUCUUGAGUACAAAUUUGGCACUGUUCUCAAUGUCAACACCCGGAACUUUUCUCUCGGUCGCAUCCCCUACUACAUAUGGGUCGGCUGCCAUAAGAAACACUUUUCCUGUGCGCUUCUUUCCCACCAGAUUAUCGAGAAAAUUGAUGCUUUCGCCACGGAGUCUCCCUACGACCAGAGUCAGGAUUGCACUUUCACCGGUGCGAUAACGAGACUUGCGCCGAAAAUGCGUUCCAAAGCUUUUACAGCUGCGACUCAGAACAUUUCUACAAACAUGCCCCUGCCCUCAUUUUUCUAUCAGAAUCAUCACUGGCGUAUCUACUAUGAUGACCAGCUUCAAAAGCACGCACAGUUCAACGACGAGUACAUUUACGCCUUUACGUGGGAAGAUGCUCGAGUGGAUGAGGGCUUGCUCAAUCUGGGGACAGAAGAUGUAGUGUUGGCUAUUACCAGCGCUGGAGAUAACAUACUCUCUUAUGCGACAAAGAGCCCGGCCAGAAUCCACGCUGUGGAUCUGAACCCUACGCAGAACCAUCUUCUCGAGCUAAAGAUUGCGUCUUACGUGGCCUUAUCCUACCAGGACUUCUGGAAACUCUUUGGAGAGGGAAAACACCCCUGCUUUCGUACCUUGCUACUCACCAAGCUCUCUCCGCACCUUUCCAGCCGAGCAUUUCAGUACUGGUUCGACAACGCCCAUGUUUUCUCUGAUACCAGAAGGAAUGGCUUAUAUGAUACAGGAGGUUCGCGUCAUGCGAUUCGCGCCGUCCGUUGGAUCUCCCUUAUUUUCGGCUGCCGUGCCGCCUUCCGGGAUUUCCUCACCACGAAGACCCUAAACGAACAACGCGAUAUCUGGGUCAACAGGAUCCGCCCGGUCUUGCUUUCCAAACUGGUAUGCAAACUCGUUGUCAGCCAAGAAAGCUUUCUCUGGGCCGCUCUAGGAGUCCCCAAGAAUCAACUGGCCAUGAUUGAAAGCGACCACGCCGAAAGCGAGGCUGUCAAUGGCCCUAACCCGACAUCUCGCAACACCCGCUCUCAUGCAGUAUGGAGAUACAUGGUCAAUACCCUUGAUCCAGUCGCCGAGCAGACGCAUGUCGGUGCUAAUAAUCCCUAUUACCAUGUCUGCAUGACUGGCGCCUUCACCCGCAGGUGUCACCCAGAUUAUCUCUCUGAGGAGGCCUAUGCUAAGCUCUCUAGCCCAGGUGCUCUAGACGGUCUGCGCAUCCAUACGGAGGAGGUGGACGAGGUUCUCAGCCACAUAACUCCUGAUACACUGACCGUUGCCGUUGUCAUGGAUAGCAUGGACUGGUUCGACCCGAGCGGCGCAGCUGCAGCCUCUCAGAUUACCAAAUUGAAUCGCAGCCUCAGGAUGGGUGGCCGCGUACUCCUACGCUCGUCAGCACUUGUCCCUUGGUAUAUGAGGACGUUCGAGACCCACGGCUUUUCCCCCAAACGUGUUGGUGCUCGUCUAAGUGGCGCCUGCAUCGAUCGCGUCAAUAUGUAUGCUUCAUGUUGGAUCUGCACGAAAGUGGAGAAUCUUCGCUGGCCAACAUUGGAUAUAGACCGCAUAGAUGACUUGGGCAUUAGCAGCUUGUCUUCUGAGGUCUGA